Molecule: messenger RNA, 2136 nt
Organism: Gastrolobium bilobum
Lineage: Eukaryota; Viridiplantae; Streptophyta; Magnoliopsida; Fabales; Fabaceae
Product: VIN3-like protein 1
Exons: 6
Coding region: 1-1962 (653 amino acids)
Biological process (GO): epigenetic regulation of gene expression; vernalization response
Source: RefSeq, a predicted model, not a curated record
AUGUGCAUUGGAAUUGAACUGUAUGAAAUGCAAUAUGGCCGCGAUUUGGCCACAAAUGCGAUCGCAAUAGCUGCUAUUGUGUUCCGGGGCGGCGCAGUCUCUUGCGGCGACGCACCACAACGCCCAUACGGCGCAGCUCACGGUGCUAUUGCGGCGCUAUUAACUACUAUCGAUAAUGAAGUUGAAUGCUGUUCAUAUUUCAAUACAGGUUUUAUUCUUGACCCUGCAAAAUGUGGUGAGCUGAAUUUGCAAGACAAGCAAAGGCUAGUCCAUGAGAUUGCUAGAGUAUCAAAAGAUGCCCCAAAUAUGCUUCAAUCCUUUACACGCAGGGAACUUCUAGAAAUAAUCUGUGCUGAAUUAGGCAAAGAGAGGAAGUACACAGGAUAUAAUAAGAGUCAAAUGAUAGAACAUCUUCUGAAGAUAAUUUCCAAGAAAUCCAAUUUGCACAUCAUCCAAAAUACUCCUACCAAUUCUCCUGCCAAUAGUUGCAUUGGAUCUAAAAGGAAAAGAGGACCUCCAUCUCAUGAUUUACAUCAUGCUCCUCUCGGGAGCAGUAAAGAGGAAACAGUGAAAAUCACAUUGUGUCAGAACGUAGCAUGCAGAGCUACAUUGAAUCCAGAAGAUUCUUUUUGCAAGAGAUGUUCUUGUUGUAUAUGUCAUUGUUAUGACGAUAACAAGGAUCCUAGUUUGUGGUUGACCUGCAGCUCUGAUCUUCCCAAUGAGGAGUCAUGUGGAAUGUCAUGCCAUUUGCAAUGUGCCUUGAAUAAUCAAAUUUCUGGUAUUUUGAAGGGCAGUUGCGGAAUAAAGUUGGAUGGAAGCUUCUAUUGUGUUUCUUGUGGAAAAAUUAAUGAACUAAUGAGGACAUGGCGAAAGCAAUUAUUGGUUGCCAAAGAAGCAAGAAGAGUGGAUAUACUUUCUUUGCGAAUAUUUUUGGCCCACAAAAUUCUUGUAGGAACGGAAGUCUACAAGGAAGUGCAGAAGAUUGUAGAAUCUGCUCUCAAAUUACUGGAGAAUGAAGUGGGACCUCUGGAUCAUGUAUAUGCAAGGAUGACACGUGGAAUUGUGAGCAGGCUCUCAUGUGGUGCUGAGGUUCAGAAGUUGUGCUCCACUGCAGUUGAAUGUUUUGAUUCAAAGUUUUCUGACCUCUUCUCUAAUUGUGUGGAAAAGAAAGAUGCAGCAACAUGCUCUAUACGUUUUGAAGAGUGUCUUCCUACCUCAGUGGUCAUUGUGCUAGAAUACAAAGAUAAACUUUUAAAGAACUUUCUAGGCUGCAGGCUUUGGCACCGAAUAUCAACAACGGACUACCCUGAACAACCCACCUUCAUUGUUUUGAGGCCUGAGAAAAGAUUCAAGUUAGAAAACCUCCAUCCUUCAACUGAGUACUUUUGCAAGGCUUCUCUCUUCAGCAGCACAGGGAUUUUGGGUGCAGCAGAAGCUAAAUGGGUGACACCUUAUGAACCCACAAUUUCUCCUUCAAAAGACCAAAUUAAGAUAACUACUGAAAAUCAUCAGGUAGAAUCUCUCAACUCUGACAUAAAGUUAUCAUCUGGAGACCAUCCUGCAAAAGACCUCUUUUUGAACAUCAGGGGCAGGUUUGAAGAAUUCCUCACCAAGCCUCCAUCAGUCGAACUUUUUUCAUAUAGAAAUUUUGCUGCGGUUUCACCUUCCACACCUUCUAAACCCAAUGAAAUGAGGCAAUUUACUGGAUUGAGUUCUAGAAAGCAAUUGCAGGAAAAUGAUUACGAGUAUUCUGUCAGGGUAGUCAAAUGGUUAGAGCAUCAAGGACACAUAGAUGAAAUCUUCAGAGUAAAAUUUCUCACUUGGUUCAGCCUCAAGGCUACACAGCAGGAGAGAAGGGUUGUUAGUGCUUUUGUUGAUGCGUUGAUUGAUGACCCAGCAAGCUUGGCGGACCAGCUCAUACACACUUUCACCGACGAGAUAUAUUGCGAGCAAAAACCUUAGUGGUUCAACACUAAAUAUUUGUUUUGGUUGAGUACACUUAAGUUUAUAUUGCACUGGGUACUUAGAAAGUUAUUUACAAUUUGUGGGAGUUGUAGGGGCAGUCCAUGGAUCAGGUUUUCCAAUUGUUUUUCCGAUGGGAGGUGGGGUGCAUUGCUUUUUUUUGUCUUUACCAAU